Messenger RNA from Triticum turgidum subsp. durum (durum wheat), 780 nucleotides. Lineage: Eukaryota; Viridiplantae; Streptophyta; Magnoliopsida; Poales; Poaceae. The record is from the annotation of a GenBank genome assembly.
AUGGCUUCCAAACAGAUGGUGCAUAUGAAUCAAGGACAAGGCGAAACUAGCUACGCUCACAACUCCAGUUUUCAGCCUUCAUUGGCUCUCAAAGGUAUGCAUUUGUUUGACACCACUCCAGCAGCAUUCGUCCCUUCAUUAUCUGAUCGUUCAGAGACACAGGCUCCUGAAGAUUUAAGGAUAAACCAAAUCCCGGCGUAUGACAUCGAUGAGAAUGUCAGGCGUGAAAGACUCCCAGUGGUUGCUGGAGCUUAUGCACGGCAAUUCAGGAAAGAUUUCACACUUUUCCUGCAGCUGAGAGGCCAAGAAUUGGUCCCAGAAGGCCGGAUGGUUGUUUCGCUCCCGGGGAGGCGUUCUGAUGAGCCCGUCACCGAGAGUUCUCUCAUCUGGGGAACUGCAGCUCAGAUUUUAGGCGCCAUGGCCUCGGAGGGUGUGAUUGACAAGGAAAGGCUUGAUUCUUUGUACAUACCGGUGCAUGGACCUUCGGAUGAAGAGCUGAGAGAGAUCAUCCAAGAAGAGGGCUCCUUUUCAAUCUCUGAGAUGCGGGUGCACGACCCUAUAAGCGGCAUGGACCGCGCGCUCCUCACCCCAAACAGGAUGGUGAAUAGCCUGAGAGCUGCUUUCGAGCCAAUAAUAGUCCAGCAUUUUGGAUCGCCAGGAGAGAUCAUGGACGAAUUCGUGAGGACCGGCGAGGAGCACUUGAGCCUGCAGCGCAGGUCACAAGUUAAGCAUGCCAGAAACCCGAGAGUUAUGCUGGUUGUAUCACUCACCAAGGCAUGA